This is a messenger RNA of Cyprinus carpio (common carp), 1398 nucleotides long. RefSeq lists its product as uncharacterized. The coding region runs from base 431 to 1366 and encodes 311 amino acids. The transcript has 7 exons. NCBI's taxonomy places the organism in Eukaryota, Metazoa, Chordata, Actinopteri, Cypriniformes, Cyprinidae. The record is from RefSeq and is a predicted model, not a curated record. Gene Ontology annotation, cellular component: membrane.
ACGUAAAGAUUGCUUUCAGUUUAAUACUAUCUCCAGCCAGGAGAGAUCGCUAGUUUCCAGCCGCUCCCUGUAUUAAUUUCAGUGUAGUAGGACGUGCACUCUAAUGUAAACAUUCACUAACAUUAGCAAAUAAUAAAUGAAAAACUGACCAUGAAAACAGCAUUUUCCAGUCAAGAUGGUAAACAGAUGAUCUUUUUACCAAGUUCAAGGGGAUACUUAUAUGUUUGGAUUGUUUGGGACGCCAGAGUUGCAUUUGCCCCAAAUAUCAAAGGAAUUUGAUGGGAUUCAGACGAUGUGUUACUGUCGACUGAUGAUAACCGAUGCUUUACUUAAAGAGGAAAUCACCGCCUUAAACUAGUUUCACAGUAUGAGACACUUAAGCAAAACAUUGUGAGGCAGAAGCCACACAGCGCUUUCCCUGGAAAGAGAGAUGUGUUUCCCUCUGAUCUUUUGUGGGUGGAUGCUGUUUUCUUUAAUUUUUGCUUUUGGCGAUGUGGCAGUGAAUCACACUACAACUUUAUUUGUCAAUCAUGGACAGUCUGCCAAAAUCAGAUGCAACUACAACCCAACAAAUGACACAGAAAGCAUGACGGCAGUUCUGCAAACAUUAAAUCUUUCACUGUGUUCAUAUUACUUUUAUGACAAUACAUGGAAAACCCACCAUUGUAAAGAUCCUGUCAGAUUCAUUGGGAUUCCAGAGACUAAUGACAUAACAUUUGAACUCUUAAAUCUCCAAGUUCAGGAUACCGGCACGUACACCUGUACUGUGAAGAGGAUUGUAAAACCACCUCAAGUGGAUCUCGGAGUUCAAAGAGUUCAAGUUAUUGUGCGUCCCGUCUUGUUGCUGUCCUGUGUGAAGAGGCCUGAUGGAUCUACCAUGAUUCUGUGCUCUGUGGAAUUUUACCCUGAUUCUCUUGAACAGUUGUGGAUCAGAGAUGGUGAUGUCCUCAACAGCUCAUACUCAAACAAAUCAUUUAAUGGAUCCUUUAGUCAGCAAUCAUACCUUCUAUUGCCACCACAAACAUUCAGUGAUACAAUCUACUCCUGCUGGGUAAACCACUCGUCUUUAAACAAACCACUCGUGGCCAAUUUAUCGAGCUCUGUCUGUUAUGAAAGUGAGGGUGUAACUGUGAUUGUGACCGUAGUGUUUGUCAUGUUGACAGUGGCUUUGACUGUCUUUUUGAUCACUCUAGUCAUAUGCAAACAUUACAGAAGAACACGUCAGCAGUCUGUGUCUCCUGUAGGAGUGAUUUUCACACCUGAGCCUGUCCUCCAUGAUCCCCUGCAGUCUGAGAUACUGUACUCAACACUGGGUGACCAUCAUCCAGUCCCUUGCAGCCUUGCUGUUGUCCACUCAUUUGCAUAAUAAACACUGAAUGAGCAAAUCUUACAAUGUUA